Gongylonema pulchrum is the source of this 402-nucleotide messenger RNA. Lineage: Eukaryota; Metazoa; Nematoda; Chromadorea; Rhabditida; Gongylonematidae. The record is from the annotation of a GenBank genome assembly.
UUGCAGAAAAAGGCAGGUCGUCCGGUAGCAGUGGGCAAACGAGGUGGUGGAAAAGCAAAAAAACUGAGCAAAUCAGCUCGUGCCGGACUUUUGUUCCCGGUCACUCGAUUUCACCGUUUGCUCAGGAAGGGCCGAUACGCGAAACGUAUCUCCCAGUCCGCUGCUGUAUACAUCAGCGCCGUGAUCGAAUACCUUUCAGCCGAGAUGCUGGAGCUAUCCGGAAAUGCGUGCCGGGACAACAAGCGACAACGACUCAUACCGCGUCACAUCGUGCUGGCUAUGAAGAACGAUGAAGAGCUAAACCAGUUCUGCUCGCGAGUUACUUGUCCCGGUGGUGGUGUCCUGCCAUUCGUUCAUCCGGUACAUCUGAUUUUUUGGGGGCGUCGUAUUGGUUAUGAUUGA